UGGAAAACUAGGUUAGUGGUCCGACAGGCAUGACGGUGGACAGAAACUGGGUCACCGAUCGAGAUUCGUUUAUGUCACACUUCUUUGGGGCUCUUAUAGCAUAUUACUCAGCGGCCUUCAAUGGAUCGUCCGAGCACGCUUCAGGAGAUAUCGGAAGCACUGGUGUUGUGAGGAUCGGACCAGGCCGGGCCAGAGCGACCUCCUCUUGACUCGGUGGAGCCAGGAAUCAGCUGAACCGGACCCAACUGAGACCAUCAGAACCUGGCUGAGUGGGCUGACCCAGGCAGAGCUUAGGCCCCAGCAGGAGGCCUGCACCAGUUUCCUAUCCAGUUGAAGGAGCGAGAGUGGAUGGAAGGAGAUGACUUUAACACAGCGGCUGUGAUGAACAUCUGCGAUGACCUGAUGGCGGACCAGAGGAUGGACAUCUCGUCGACCAUGACCGACUUCAUGUCGCCCGCCUCCAACGACCUCAUCUCCAUCAACCCGCCGAGCGUGGACUUCGGCCGCAAGAGGAAAGUCAGCAACUCAGACUACGGAAUCGAUGGCUUCUCCUUCGAUGAAAUGGACCCGGACAAAGACAAGCUGGGCGGUGACCAGCAAGGCCGGAUCAAGAACGCCAGGGAAGCUCACAGUCAGAUCGAGAAGCGGCGCCGGGACAAGAUGAACAGCUUCAUCGAUGAGCUGGCGUCGCUGGUCCCCACGUGCAACGCCAUGUCCCGGAAGCUGGACAAGCUGACCGUGCUCCGGAUGGCCGUGCAGCACAUGAAGACGCUGCGAGGCGCCGCCAACCCCUACACGGAGGCCAACUACAAACCUUCCUUCCUGUCAGACGACGAGCUGAAGCAUUUAAUACUUCGGGCUGCAGACGGCUUCCUGUUUGUCGUGGGCUGCGAUCGCGGGAAGAUUCUCUUCGUGUCCGAGUCGGUGUACAAGAUUCUCAACUACAGUCAGAACGACCUGAUUGGUCAGAGCCUGUUUGACUACCUUCAUCCCAAGGACAUUGCCAAGGUCAAAGAGCAGUUGUCGUCUUCAGACACGGCGCCACGAGAGCGACUCAUCGACGCUAAAACUGGUCUUCCCGUGAAGACGGACAUCACCCCGGGUCCAUCUCGACUCUGCUCCGGAGCCCGACGCUCCUUCUUCUGCAGGAUGAAGUGCAACCGGCCGUCGGUGAAGGUGGAGGACAAAGACUUCCCCUCCACCUGCUCCAAGAAGAAAGCCGACCGCAAGAGCUUCUGCACCAUCCACAGCACCGGCUACCUGAAGAGCUGGCCGCCCACCAAGAUGGGCCUGGACGAGGAGAACGAGCCGGACAACGAGGGCUGCAACCUGAGCUGCCUGGUGGCCAUCGGCCGACUGCACCCCCACAUCGUCCCCCAGCCCAGCCUGGCCGACAUCCGGGUCAAACCCACAGAGUACGUCUCCCGGCACGCCAUCGACGGCAAGUUCGUCUUUGUGGACCAGAGGGCCACGGCCAUCCUGGCGUACCUGCCCCAGGAGCUGCUGGGGACCUCCUUCUACGAGUAUUUCCACCAGGACGACAUCAGCCACCUGGCAGAGUGUCACAGACAAGUUCUGCAGAUGAGAGAGAAGAUCAACACCAACUGUUACAAGUUCAAGAUCAAGGACGGCUCCUUCAUCACGCUGCGCAGCCGCUGGUUCAGCUUCAUGAACCCGUGGACCAAAGAGGUGGAGUACAUCGUCUCCACCAACACGGUGGUGUCCUGUCCCAUGAUGGAGGCCGGAGACUACCCGCAGUCCGCCGCGUCCCCUCAGAGCAUGGACAGCGUCCUCACCUCCGAAGGUGAGCGUCCCACCAGCUCGCCGGGGGGCGGAGUCUCACGCCUCCCGUCUCUUGCAGGUGGGGGGCGCCGCGCCCUGCAGACGGUGCCCGGGAUCCCCGGUGGGACGAGAGCCGGGGCGGGAAAGAUCGGCCGGAUGAUCGCGGAGGAGGUGAUGGAGAUCCAGAGGAUCCGAGGUUCUUCUCCUUCCAGCUGCGGCUCCAGCCCGCUCAACAUCACCAGCACGCCUCCGCCUGACACCUGCUCCCCUGGAGGCAAGAAGAUCCAGAACGGAGGGACACCUGACCUGCCGAGCAUCAUUCCUGGGCCUGACUCAGUAGGAUACCCGUACUCCAACCCGUCCAUCAUCAGCGACAACUCUCACCUGAGCAUCGACAUCAUGGAUGAGCCCGGCUCCAGCAGCCCGAGCAACGAUGAGGCGGCCAUGGCCGUCAUCAUGUCCCUGCUGGAGGCGGACGCCGGCCUCGGGGGUCCGGUGGACUUCAGCGACCUCCCCUGGCCUUUGUGAGGACAUGGAGACAGAGACUCCUCCUGGGCCGGGCCCAGUGGACGUGGUGUUGCACGAGAGUUCCACCUCUCCAGGUGUUCUGGUUCCGACCCGGACACGCUGAAGCUGACCCCUGGAGGACCUGCAGGACUCUGGGCGACCCGCCCAGAUGCAGACCGGACUUCCAGACUCCACGUACCACUCCUCUUCGACAUGGUGGCGCCGCGGUGGGAGCGAGAGAGAGCGCUGCUCCUCUUCCUUCCUUCCCAAAUUCAACGGAGCCCCACCCCUCAGCUGCUGCCCCUCACCCCCAAUGAAAGCACUUCUUUUAACCCUUCAGUUGAGCACUUGAAUCCGCGGGUCACGUGACCACCUCGGCGAUGACCUCGGCGCCGCAGAGCCACAGUCUCGCGACGACAAGCCAGGAACAUCUGAAUGUCAGAGGCCCCGCCCCCUUCUCUCCAGCAGCAGCAGCUGUGGGGUCCCGCCCCCUCGACCCCCCCCCCAUCAGUUCCAGUGCUCUUCUGUUCAAUGUUUUUACACUACACGCUACAAUCCAGUGUUCCUCUCGUCCAGACCCGGUUCUCCGCCUCUCCGACAACAAUGUAUCUCAAUCUUGAAUUAUUCUGUCAGAGUCGACUUUAUGCAAAUAUAUAUGAGUAAGAUGAGUGUAUUGUAUCAACAGUGAAAUAUUUUUCAAAUAAAAUUAUUUGUUUCUGUCAGAGCCCAGUGGUCACCUGACCUGAGCCCCACCCCCUUCUGAAGGAGACUCGAGUCGCGCUGUGGUGGGGGGGUUUAGAGCGCCACUCCGGCAGGGGAAAGUCAAGGAAAGCUUCAGCAGGUGUUGUGAAACUUUUAUUAACAAGCAGCUUGGUUUCCUGUGAGAUACAGCAGAAGUGAAAACACA
Synchiropus splendidus (mandarinfish) is the source of this 3196-nucleotide messenger RNA. It is a transcript of the gene bmal1a, whose product is annotated as basic helix-loop-helix ARNT like 1a. Bases 349 to 2310 code for a protein of 653 amino acids. The transcript is spliced from 18 exons. The record is from RefSeq and is a predicted model, not a curated record. Gene Ontology annotation, biological process: circadian rhythm; regulation of transcription by RNA polymerase II. NCBI's taxonomy places the organism in Eukaryota, Metazoa, Chordata, Actinopteri, Syngnathiformes, Callionymidae. Gene Ontology annotation, molecular function: RNA polymerase II cis-regulatory region sequence-specific DNA binding; protein dimerization activity; DNA-binding transcription factor activity, RNA polymerase II-specific. Gene Ontology annotation, cellular component: transcription regulator complex; aryl hydrocarbon receptor complex; cytoplasm.